This is a messenger RNA of Phytophthora infestans T30-4, 429 nucleotides long. RefSeq lists its product as uncharacterized. The coding region runs from base 1 to 429 and encodes 142 amino acids. The record is from RefSeq and is a predicted model, not a curated record. Lineage: Eukaryota; Oomycota; Peronosporomycetes; Peronosporales; Peronosporaceae. The transcript has 2 exons.
AUGGCAUCCAUGAGCAGCGACGGCAACGGCGGCGGCGGGGUCGAGACCCUGGCGCUGGGCGAUUUACUGAGCGACUUCGAGGUUAAGCAGCGUGGGCUGCUGCUCAUGGCCAUCGACAAGGCUGUGGACAAGGCGAUGAAGAAACAGGGCGAGAUGCUCGACGUCAUCAAAGCGCAAGUCGAGACGCGCCACCGCGAGGCAGUGGACGACAUUCGCGACGAAAUGACGCGCACGCAGCCGUCGCUUCUGGAAAGCCUCAUGAGUAAGACGUUGAGUGUCGAGAACAAUGCGGGGCUAGCCCUUUGGAUCAGUGAUGAGGCCAAGAAGAGCCAGGCGCUCGAGUAUAUUUCCAAGCUACGCAACCACCUGCAGUCGGGCCAGGGCAACGCCUUUCGCAGCGACUUUGAAGCUCUACUUGUGACUCAAUAA